This is a messenger RNA of Guillardia theta CCMP2712, 1038 nucleotides long. RefSeq lists its product as hypothetical. Gene Ontology annotation, molecular function: glycosyltransferase activity. Lineage: Eukaryota; Cryptophyceae; Pyrenomonadales; Geminigeraceae. The coding region runs from base 1 to 1038 and encodes 345 amino acids. The transcript has 4 exons. The record is from RefSeq and is a predicted model, not a curated record.
AUGCCUCCUUUCUCCAACCAGACCGCCAUGGAACUUCAGGGAAGCGUCGACAGCAUGGACGUCUCUGCUAUGCGCAAAGAGAACAGAUACGCCUAUGUCACUUUGCUCACGAGAGAUCCAUACCUUCCCGGAGUGUGCGCCCUUUUGUACUCUCUCAAGCAAGUCAACACCAAGUAUCCUGUCAUCUGCGUCGUCACAAAGGACGUGACACAGAAGGCCCGCGAGGAGAUCGAGCUCUUCGGAGGAGUGGUGAGGGAGGUGGAGAAGUUCCUCCCGUUCCCUGAGGACCAGGCCAACAACUAUGCGAACGCUCUCUGGAUUGAUUGCUGGACCAAGUUGGAGUUCUGGGAGUUCACCGAGUACAAGAAGUGUGUGUACCUGGACGCUGACAUGAAGGUGUACAAGAACUUGGAUCACCUCUUCGAGAUGGAAGGAGAUUUCCUGGCUGCACAGGACUGCUACCAUGGAGGCGACCCCGAGGACAGAGUGCGGAACCACUUUCAUGAUCCUGAGAAGUGCUUCUACUCCUCCUCAUGCCCUGACAAGAUAAGGCCUUACUUCAACGCUGGGUUCUUCGUCUUCACUCCCUCCAAGGACAUAGCCAAGGACAUGAAGCAGAAGGCAAUCGACAAGGACGUCACAACCUUUACCUUUGCUGAGCAGGACUUCAUGAACGACUACUUCCAGGGGCAAUGGGAGCCUAGAGUUCUUCCCUACACAUACAACUGCAUCAAGUGGUUUGCAAGGUACCACAUGGGCAAGCCCUACAACAAGGACGACAUCCAUGUUCUUCACUACGUGUCUGAGAAGCCCUGGGUGACUGGACGCAUUGACCCUAAGGACGAGAAGGCGAUCAAGUCGGGACUGUGCCACUGCGCUGAGCAGUACGAUGACUGGCAUGACAUGUGGGAGGAGGCCAUGCAGGCCAAGGCCAACAACACUCUUGGAGGAACGAUCGGAGCAGACAAGCUCGUCUCCAUCCCAAAGGCUCAGCCAAUGGUGACCGAGAGCGCCGUUCCUGUGGGGCGUAUUGGAUGA